Vidua macroura (Pin-tailed whydah) is the source of this 2073-nucleotide messenger RNA. RefSeq names its product protein phosphatase 2 regulatory subunit B''beta (gene PPP2R3B). Gene Ontology annotation, biological process: protein dephosphorylation. Bases 163 to 1908 code for a protein of 581 amino acids. The record is from RefSeq and is a predicted model, not a curated record. Gene Ontology annotation, cellular component: protein phosphatase type 2A complex. Gene Ontology annotation, molecular function: protein phosphatase regulator activity; calcium ion binding. The transcript has 14 exons. Lineage: Eukaryota; Metazoa; Chordata; Aves; Passeriformes; Viduidae.
UCCAGGCGAAUGGCGCUUGAGGAUGGCUGAGUGCAGCCGCCAGCGCCGUGAAGUUGUUGAGCUUAAAAAACUAGGGAAACGAGUUUGCCUUCAUUUUCAGAAACACAAUAACUGAACUGAAAAGUUACAGCGGUUUGGAAAGUUUAGGGGAACUGUCAGAAAAUGUCACCUGGAAAAGUUCUGCAACCUGCAGUGAAAAUGAAGGUGGAUGAACUCUUUUUGUGCUGGUUGAGUCAGCCUGCAACUCAGCUAAUACUGAAGGACUGCUUGAGAAGAAUCAAGAAUAAGGAGAAAACAGAGUUUGGUAAUGCAGAUUCAGGAAACAGUAAAAAUGAGAGCUUCAUCAGUAAAAAUUCCAAUUCCAAACAGUGCAUAUUAGGAGAUACCAGGUUGCCUUUGAUGUCUUUGAGUCCUCCUCAGCUUUCUACUACUCUUCCAUUGGCAACUCCAGCUAGCUCAAGGAGCAUUUCUAAUGUUAGAGCAACGCGUCGAUCCUCAGGGACCAAAGAAGUUCAAACAAAGAAGGAAGAAACUUUGCCACCGUCACAUAGUCAAAACAUUCCAACUUUUUAUUUUCCUCGAGGAUGUCCUAAGGAAAAAGUAAAUAUAGAUGCUGUGAUUGCCAAAAUUGAGAAGACUUUUUCUGAAUUUCCAAAUGAGAGGGCAACGUUAGAAGACAUGGGUAAGGUUGCAAAGGCUUGUGAAUGCCCACUCUACUGGAAAGGUCCUUUGUUUUAUUGUGCUGGAGGUGAACGAACAGGAUAUGUGUCAGUUCAUAAAUUUGUUGCAAUGUGGCGGAAAGUACUUCAGACCUGCUAUGAUGAUGCUGCAAAGUUUGUUCACCUUCUGAUGAACCCUGGAUGUAACUACUUGGUGCAAGAAGACUUCAUUCCUUUUUUACAAGAUGUGGUGAACAGUCAUCCAGGCCUUUCAUUUUUAAAAGAAGCAUCUGAAUUCCAUUCUCGGUAUAUUACAACAGUCAUACAGAGAAUAUUUUAUACAGUAAAUAGGUCCUGGUCUGGGAAAAUAACUUGUAAUGAGCUCAGGAAAAGCAACUUUUUGCAGAAUGUGGCAUUAUUGGAAGAGGAAGCUGAUAUUAACCAGCUGACAGAAUACUUCUCAUAUGAACAUUUUUACGUUAUCUAUUGCAAAUUUUGGGAGCUGGAUACAGACCAUGACCUCUAUAUUGAUCGGAAGGAUUUAGCUCGACAUAAUGAUUAUGCAAUUUCAAAUAGGAUGAUAGAGCGCAUCUUCUCAGGAGCAGUAACAAGAGGUAGAAAAGCACAGAAGGACGGGAAGAUUAGCUAUGCUGAUUUUGUCUGGUUUUUGAUAUCUGAAGAGGACAAGAAAACACCAACUAGCAUUGAAUACUGGUUCCGCUGCAUGGAUCUUGAUGGGGAUGGUGCUUUGUCUAUGUAUGAAUUGGAAUAUUUUUAUGAAGAACAGUGCCAAAAAUUAGAUAACAUGGCCAUAGAACCUUUGCCAUUUGAAGACUGUCUGUGCCAGAUGCUGGAUCUUGUAAAGCCACAACAUGAAGGAAAAAUUACUCUGCAUGAUUUAAAGCGAUGUAAGUUGACAAAUGUGUUCUUUGAUACUUUUUUCAACAUUGAAAAAUACCUUGACCAUGAACAGAAGGAUCAGUUUUCUAUGUUGCGGGAUGGAGAAGGUGAAAGUCAAGAGGUCUCUGACUGGGAGAAAUAUGCUGCUGAAGAGUAUGAUAUCUUGGUAGCAGAAGAGGCAGCAAGUGACCAGUGGAAUGACGGGUAUGAAGCAGAACUGAAUCCUGUAGACCAUCAGAAGGCCAGUGUUCUAAAGUAUCAAGUGGAGAAAAGACCAUUUUUUGAAAUGCCUUCCCAUCUGGCAGAUGUAGACUUGGAUGAAUAUGACUAUGAUGAGGAUUUUGAAUAGAGGUUACUCAUGGUCAGCACUUGCAGAAGAGAAGAGACAGUCUGCAGCAGGUCUGCUACACACUGAUAUGUUUCAGUGGGACUUCUUUCCAGGAAGUCAGCUUAGUUUUGUGCUAAAAAUAUCUAAUCAUUACACUACCUUUUAAGUAAAAGAAGUGCAUUUAUA